Messenger RNA from Ceratosolen solmsi marchali, 1102 nucleotides. It is a transcript of the gene Rbm13, whose product is annotated as RNA-binding motif protein 13. Gene Ontology annotation, cellular component: nucleolus; preribosome, large subunit precursor. The transcript has 8 exons. The coding region runs from base 1 to 972 and encodes 323 amino acids. Lineage: Eukaryota; Metazoa; Arthropoda; Insecta; Hymenoptera; Agaonidae. The record is from RefSeq and is a predicted model, not a curated record. Gene Ontology annotation, biological process: maturation of LSU-rRNA; maturation of 5.8S rRNA.
AUGCAGCACGAUGAUGUUGUCUGGAGUAUUAUUAACAAAACAUUCUGCUCGUUCAAAAUCAACUCGAAGACGCAAAAAUUUUGUAAAAACGAAUAUAAUCUCACGGGUUUGUGUAGUCGAUCGGCAUGUCCGUUGGCGAAUAGUCAGUAUGCCACUAUUAGAGAGGAAAAUGGUAUUAUUUACUUGUACAUGAGAACAGCUGAAAGAAUUCAUACUCCAAAAGAUAUGUGGGAAAAAGUGAAAUUAUCAAGAAAUUUUGAAAAAGCAAUAUAUCAAAUCAAUGAGAACCUAUUAUAUUGGCCAGGAUUUAUAAAAUCAAAAUGUAAGCAACGAUUUGUCAAAAUAACCCAAUAUUUAAUUAGAAUGAGAAAAAUUAAACUUAGACGUCAAAAGAAAAUAAUUCCUUUGCAAAAAAAAAUUGAAAGGCGUGAAAGACGUAGGGAAGAAAAGGCUCUUGUCGCUGCGAAGCUCGACACAAAUAUAGAAAAGCAAUUAAUGGAGCGCUUGAAGAAUGGAGUGUAUAAAGAUAUAUAUAAUUUUCCUCAAAAAGUGUUUGAUAAAGCAGUGGAGGCUGUUGAAGUUGAAGAUGAAAGCGAAGCUGAAAGCGAAAAUAAUGAGAAGCAAGAGAUUAAUAAAGAAGUUGAGAUGGAAUUGGAAGCUGAUGAGAAAUCAAUUGAAACAAGUAUGAAGUUUAUCGCAGCCGAUAGCGAUGAAGAGGACGAAGAUGAUAAGGAAUAUGAAUAUGAGAUGGAUGAUGAAAGUGACUCUGGUUUAAAAGAACAAAUAGAAUUAUCCAGCGAUUUUGAGUCCGAUAUAAGUGACAUCGAGGAUGCCGGCCCAUCUACUAGUAAAAUGACAAGCAGACCUAAAGUAGGAUUGAAAGGUAAAAGAUUUACGAAAGUGAAGUCACGACCAAAGGUGGAAAUUGAGUAUGAAAUCGAAGAAGAACCACAACAAAAAGAAUGUAGAUAAAAGCAUUGUUAUUAUGGUAAAUUAAAUUAAUUUUAUAAUAAAAUAUUUAAUAAAUUACUUACUAUAAGUGAUUUCAAAAAUUUAUCUAAAAAGUGUUUUAUGCAAUUGUUGUAAAAGCAAUAACAAUUCA